This is a messenger RNA of Adineta ricciae, 816 nucleotides long. The record is from the annotation of a GenBank genome assembly. Lineage: Eukaryota; Metazoa; Rotifera; Eurotatoria; Adinetida; Adinetidae.
AUGAAUUCUUCAAUUGAAAAUACCUAUCCAUACUAUUCCUAUAUUCCAUCUUGUAUCGCUGCAAAUAGUUUAGCAUUGAUUAUCUAUAUUUUAUUAAUCAUUUGGUUUAUUCAAUCCUUAUAUGUAAAAUGUAAUCCUCGCCCGAUAAUUAUUUUUAUAUAUGUAUCUCAUUUAGUAACGUUUAUUGAAUUAAUUUUUCGUGGUACACUUCAUAUUGAUAUUUUAAACACAAAAGUGUUUUAUCGUAUAACAUCAUCGUUAAUAAGUAUAUCACCUCGAUUAAUUCUUCUUGCAAAUUAUCAUUGUUUAAUUGAAUUACGAGGUAAAACACGAAGAAGAAUAUUAGAUCGAACUACUGACAUAAUGCUACCCUUUGGAGCAAUAUCAGCGGCUAUUCUUCUUAUUAUUGGAAAUCAAUUUGCAUUUAAUUCAAAUCGUUUUCAUUUAAGUUUUGCCCUUCGUCAAAUAUCAGCUGGUUUAGUUCUUGGUCUUUGUUUAUUCUUUUAUAUUGUUUGGCAUUUUUCAGUAUCACACUCUCGUCGUCUUUAUAUUUUACUAUUAUUAACAAUCUCAAGUAUUUGUGUUUUAAUUGAAGCCAUUUAUGUUCAAUUAAUGUCAAUUCCUUCUUUCUUUAUUAUUCUGAGUAAAAAUGAACUGUGGUAUUACUUAUUUCAUGUAAUUCCGGUUUUUGUUGGUCUUACGACCUGGUCGAUAUUUCACCCAUCAAGAUUAUUACCUCCACCGGAAAAUCAGGUUCAACAUGAUCAAUCUGGUAAAGAACUACUCCCACCACUUCCAUCAUCACUUGUUGAUUAA